AGUUUUAUUUAUUUGACAUUUUUUAAAUGUGUAAGAAUCAACUAUUUCUAAAUAAUACUUUCCCCUUUUCUCUAAAGAUUUUAUCCUCAAACUUCCUUUCCCCUCGAAAUCACUCCCUCGGGCUCAACUCCCUCACGCGCUCGUGCGUCAUUGCUCUGCCCUUGUCGAUGAUAUCGCCCCAUGUCUGCCAUCGUCCUCUAAGCCUAGGUAAGCACAGACGGACCUCUCCAUCUCCCUCUUUUUAAGUGCGAGAUUCCCUCACCCGCCGUUCACCCUCAAUCUCUGAACUUGAUCGCCGACGCAGCCCAGUCGUGACUGCCGUGCCCACGUCCUAAAACGUUUUUGCGACGAGCAGCUUAGAGUUCGAAUGUGCUUAGCGCUCCGUCCAGCAAGAUUAAGGACGUUAGCCGGGCAUUCGUGUUAGUUUGGAACCCAUUCAAACACGACCAACAGCAUUUAGGAUUAAGAAAUUCAUCAUUCUAUGGCUCCUCGGGAAUGUCAGGUCUGCAAUGAAGCACCAUCCAAAUACAAAUGCCCCCUAUGCCUUGCACCUUACUGCUCUCUGGUUUGUUUUAAGAAACACAAAGAAGUGCUCUGUGCCAUCAAGCCUGUGUCUGAAGAGGACCAAUCAACUGCUCCCAAUGGAUCAUUUGUAGAUAGGCCAAUAUGUGUUGGAGACCAGAAUGAAGUACUUGAAAAGUCGCAGUUAGAGGCUAUUGCUUCUUCCUCAGAAAUACACAAUAUUUUGAAUGAUGAGAAACUCCGGAAGUUUAUCCUUGCCAUUGAUAGCUCACUCGAUCCAGAAACUGAACUUGAUAAAGCUAUGGAAGAUGAAGCAUUUCGCAUUUUCAGUAGCAAGAUAUCAUCCAUCAUCAGCUCUUAGACCUAAUAGUCAUAGAUGGAGGAGGGAAAGAAACAGUUUACCAAGACAUGUAUAUGUAUAAACAACGAGACGUUUCUGCCCUUUUGGCAUAAGGGAUCAACUCAGCAGAUGAUGAUGAUUUCAGCAAAGAACGACGGCUUCAUGGAUUGUAGUAAUGCUGGGGGGCCAUCUAAGUGAUCAGCUGCUAAUGUUUAAUGGUGAUCAAAUGUACCAAGUUAUACUGAUCAGUUUUCAAGUACUAUAGGAACAUGUCCGUUUGACGACCACCCAAACUCAUGUUUAGUGAUUUCUUGGCUGAAGAGAAUGUUGCAAGUCAUGUUUUGACUAAAGGACUUGCGAUUGAAUUAACCAACUGAAAGUUGAAGGUUUUAUGAUUUUUAUAUCAUAAAAUUAGCAUAGGUUUUAUCA
This is a messenger RNA of Cucumis melo (muskmelon), 1291 nucleotides long. RefSeq lists its product as uncharacterized. Gene Ontology annotation, cellular component: pre-snoRNP complex; nucleus. The record is from RefSeq and is a predicted model, not a curated record. Gene Ontology annotation, biological process: snoRNA localization; maturation of LSU-rRNA from tricistronic rRNA transcript (SSU-rRNA, 5.8S rRNA, LSU-rRNA); box C/D snoRNP assembly. Bases 482 to 883 code for a protein of 133 amino acids. Lineage: Eukaryota; Viridiplantae; Streptophyta; Magnoliopsida; Cucurbitales; Cucurbitaceae. The transcript has 9 exons.